Molecule: messenger RNA, 1443 nt
Organism: Sinocyclocheilus anshuiensis
Lineage: Eukaryota; Metazoa; Chordata; Actinopteri; Cypriniformes; Cyprinidae
Product: gastrula zinc finger protein XlCGF57.1-like
Exons: 1
Coding region: 169-1434 (421 amino acids)
Biological process (GO): regulation of transcription by RNA polymerase II
Cellular component (GO): nucleus
Molecular function (GO): DNA-binding transcription factor activity, RNA polymerase II-specific
Source: RefSeq, a predicted model, not a curated record
AUGUGUACAGUGCUCUUCCAUGGUUUUUAUGAGGGGUAAUAUUUGGGAUGUGUUCGUAGGAAAGUUAAGAGUUAACAGUAUUAAGAAGUGCUAAAUGCUUAUAUGUAUGAUGCUUUGUGACAUUAAACUGGUGUUAACUUCUUUUAGUUUCUUUACACCCUAGACCUGAUGGCACUGAAAGAGGAGAGUCCAGAUCUAAAUGAAAUGGAAGAGAAAAACUUAAUGACUGGUGAAGAAUCUUUUAGCUACUCACAGAUUGAUAAAACAGAAACUAGAAACCUUAAAGUCCAGAUGAGAAUUCAGACUGGAGAGAAGCAUUACACCUGUGAACAAUGUGGAAAGAGUUUCAGUCUAAAAGACAGCUUUAGAGUCCACUUGAAAAUCCACACUGGAGUGAAGCCUUACUCCUGCAAACUGUGUGGAAAGAGUUUCUUACUAAAAGGACAUCUUAAGACUCACAUGCGAGUUCACAAUGGAGAGAAGCCUUUCAUCUGCUCUCAGUGUGGCAAGAGUUUUAGACAGAAAAAAGAUCUUAAUACCCACAUGACAAAUCACACUGGAGAAAAGCUUUACUCCUGCAAACUGUGUGGGAAGAGCUUCAGACGAAAAGACAAUCUUAAGAAUCACAUGCGAGUUCACACUGGAGAGAAGCCGUUCAUCUGCUCUCAGUGUGGAAAGAGUUUUAGACAGAAAAGAGAUCUUAAUACCCACAUGACAAAUCACACUGGAGAAAAGCCCUACUCCUGCAAACUGUGUGGGAAGAGCUUCAGACGAAAAGAAAAUCUUAAGACUCACAUGAGAAUUCACACUGAACAGAAGCCGUUCAUCUGCUCUCAUUGUGGCAAGAGUUAUAAAUGGAAAAGAAAUCUUAAUGGCCACAUGAAAAAUCACACUGGAGAAAAGCCUUACUCUUGCAAACUAAGUGGGAAGAGCUUCAUGCAAAAUGAACAUUUUAAGACUCGCAUGAGAAUUCACACUGGUGGAGAUGAUCCAUUUGUUUGUGAUCAGUGUGGAAAGAGUUUCAGAUUUAAAGCACACUUUAAUAAUCAUCACAUGAGGAUUCACUCAGGAGAGGACUGUUUUGUAUGUCAUCAGUGUGAAAGGAGUUUCACAGACAGGCGUCACCUUGAGAAUCAUGUAAAAAUUCACAUCGGGGAGAAGCCUUACAUGUGCCAUCAAUGUGGAAAGACUUUAACAAACAGAGCAAACCUGGAGGAUCACAUGAGAGUUCACACUGGAGAGAAGCCUUUCACCUGCCAAGAGUGUGGAAAGAGCUUCACGGUUAAAGGAAACCUUAAGACGCACAUGAGAAUUCACACUGGAGAGAAGCCUUACAAGUGUGUUCAGUGUGACAUGAGUUUCCAAUAUCAUAUAAGCCUGAAAAAUCAUUUGCAAACUCAUUCUGGAAAGAAUUCAUUGAUUUCCUCAGAGUGACGAGGUUUA